Molecule: messenger RNA, 1725 nt
Organism: Colletotrichum phormii
Lineage: Eukaryota; Fungi; Ascomycota; Sordariomycetes; Glomerellales; Glomerellaceae
Exons: 9
Coding region: 1-1725 (574 amino acids)
Molecular function (GO): NADP binding; flavin adenine dinucleotide binding; N,N-dimethylaniline monooxygenase activity
Source: RefSeq, a predicted model, not a curated record
AUGACUGUAAAUGAUCGUCAACGGCUUCGUGUAACCAUCAUAGGUGCCGGAGUAUCCGGGAUUUCGAUGGCCUACAAACUUGAGAAGCAUCUCAAAGACUAUGUCGAGAUACAGAUUCUUGAAAAGUCACCAGAACUUGGCGGGACAUGGUUCGAGAACAAAUAUCCAGGAUGCGCAUGCGAUGUCCCUAGUCACUGCUAUCAGUUCAGCUUCGCGCCAAAUCCCGAUUGGUCACGUUAUGCUUCAUCCCAAGAGAUUCAAGCCUAUCUCGAUGGUGUAGCACGCCAUUUUGAUCUGCGCAAGUUCAUCAAGUUCAACACAGUCGUAACUAAAGCAGAGUGGUCAGAAGACUCCGGCACCUGGUCCGUAGACACCGCGGAUGGGUCAAGGCUCAUAUCCGAAAUUCUCGUCAACGCCAGCGGCAUUCUCAACAACUUCCAAAUGCCAAACAUUGAAGGAUUCGAAACUUUUGCCGGGCCCGUGCUUCAUACCGCCAACUGGGACUCAUCCGUUAAUCUCAGCGGUCGACGAGUCGGCGUCAUUGGAGCGGGCGCGAGUUCCGUUCAACUUCUCCCUGAAAUCCAAACAGAAGCCAGAGAGAUCAGCGUCUUCAUCCGGACACCCUCGUGGAUCUCUCCGCCGUGUGCCCUGCCGGAGGCCAAUCGUCCGGAGCACACCUAUGGCACAGACGAAAAGAAGGCGUUUCGAGAUGACGAAAGGGAGUAUCUCGAAACCAGGAAAGGUCUAGAGUCGCAGUUCAAUGGGAUGUUCCAGGCCUUCUUCAAGGCGAACCCAGAGCAGAGAGAUUUGCGUCAGCGGUUCGAGACAAGGAUGAGAAGUCUGAUUCAGGGCAAAGCCUUGCAGGACCAGCUCGUUCCCAAAUUCGAAGCAGGCUGCCGACGGAUCAAUCCCGGCGAGAGGUAUUUACUCACUUUACAGGAGCCAAACGUCGAGCCGGUGUUUGACGGCAUUGAGAGAAUUACGUCGAGCGGUAUUGUCGCGGGUGGCGUCGAGUACCCAGCCGAUGUUUUGAUUGCUGCCACAGGCUUCAACACUUCGUUCCGACCACGUUUCCCCAUCCUCGGCCGCAACGGCGUCAAUUUGCAAGAUCUCUGGGCCGAUGAGCCAACGUCAUACUGUGGUACAGGCGUCUCUGGGUUCCCCAAUUACAUGGUUUUCCUAGGACCUAAUACACCCAUUUCCAACGGAAGUCUCAUGGGCCCCAUCGAAGCGACGGGCGACUACUUUGUCAGAAUCCUCUCUAAGGUUGUCAGACAGCGGGUCAAAUCCUUUGACGUGAGACCAGAGGCGCAGAGCGACUUUGAUAAGCAUACCCAAGAGUUCAUGAAACACAUGGUGUGGACGGGCACAUGCCGCAGUUGGUUCAAGAAGAACAUCACAGGAAAAGUCAGCGCCCUCUGGCCAGGAAGCUCCCUCCACUACAUGCAAUGCUUAGCCGAGGACCGGUGGGAAGACUACGAGUGGCGUUACGACAGGGAGAGGUACUCGUACUGGCGCGAGGGCUUCUCCUGGAUCGAGCAGCCCGAAAAGGAUCCGCUAGGCAUAGAGCAGCGGGAAUAUGCGACGUCCAUGACGACCAUUGCGAACAGGUUCUCUGAUCUCAGCUUCUACCUGCAAAAGGCUGAGUCUCUUCCGCCAGGCGCGGUUGCGUUUGUGCCUCAGGCUCUUGAGCAGAAGCAGCCGAGUGUUAUGGUUCCGGUCUAA